GCUACAGCAGCAGCAAUAGUGGCGUGACUGGCGAGUCGCUGGCGAUAUCCCGCCACCACAAGUUGUCAUCCGCUGGGAGAGAGUUGCGUCUGUUGGUGUUGGAGGCCUCACCUGGGUACUGUGUUGUUGGAGAACAGGUUCCGUGGUGCUGGUGGCGUCACGAUGAACCCAGCAGCGGUGCCCACACCCCUCGAGGAUGUACAGGGGGAUGGGCGCUGGCUCAGCAUGCACAAUAGAUUUGUGAACCAAGCAAGAGAAAGUGAGCCUGAUGUUGUGUUUGUGGGUGACUCAUUAGUGGCCAGCCUUCAGUCUACUGAUCUAUGGGAGAAGUGGUUUGCUCCCAUGCAUAGUCUCAACUUCGGUAUUGGAGGUGACCAAACACAACAUUGUCUUUGGAGACUUCGAAAUGGAGAAUUGGAGUACAUAAAACCGAAGGCAGUUGUGGUGUUAGUGGGGACCAAUAACCAUGGACAUUCAGCUGCUGAAGUUGCUGGAGGUAUUACAGAAAUUUGCCAGACAAUUAAGGAAAAACAGCCAGAAUCCUAUAUAAUUGUUCUUACACUUCUACCCCGAGGAGAAAAACCUAACCCCCUGCGCGAAAAGAACAGUCAAGUCAAUACUCUCAUUAAGGAAGCUUUACGUCAAAUUGAAUUAUGCCAGGUGGUUAAUAUUGAUCGUGAGUUGGUCUUAGGAGACGGAACGAUAGAUCACCGAGACAUGUACGACUAUUUGCACCUUACAUCCCAGGGUUACCGACGUGCCUUUGAGCCAGUCUUCAUGCUUCUGACCAAUUUAUUGCAGGAAAAUGAUACUGCAAUCCUCAAUGAUGCUGCUCUUGCAUCUCCAGCUUCAGAUAAUCCCCCAGCAGACAACCGUGGAUCUUGUGCCGAGUAACUUGUAUAUGGCACCAAACCGGUCUAUCUACAGAUGAACACCACUGCCCUGGUUUCUUGACAACCUCAGACAUGACAUCAUAUGCUUGUAACACUGCUGCUUUAUAUUCUAGGCCCCAGAAAUAUGCUGAUCUACUUUUUGUCACAUGUGCAUUGUUGUUUGUCUGGCUUGCUUUAACCUUGUAGCACAUUCUUCAGUCACCUAACUGUUAGCUAACUGCUCAAUCUUGUCAGAUUUUGUUAAGAUUCUAGGUAAAGCUCCAUGCAACGUAGCAGAGACCUUACUACAUGUAUGGUAACAUACAGUAAAUAUACAACUACCCUCACUUAUCAUCUGCCAUUAAGAAACACCAUUCGUCUAUCAAAAUCUAUUUCACUAUGUCAGUACCAUUCGUGUUCCUCUCUAUUAUUGCAUUGUUUCUGCCUUUAAAGCAUCACUAAUCUUUUAUUAUUGCAUGAAGUAGACAUAUAAAGCCAUAUGACUGUCAGCUUGCUUAUAUUAUUUACUGUAUUUUUUAAAUGAACUUACAAAACUAGAGCACAUGUUAACCAAUUCUAAAUUUUUUACUGAAAAUUUCUUUAUAAAGUUUUAGAAGAAACUUUAACUAACUUUAGUAUUGAAAACUAAUCUGUAGGUGAGGUUUGUGCAUCAAAACUAUAUUUUUCAUGGUGAUACUAAUUGGAUUAUUUUAUUUUAUUUAUUAAUUUAUUUUUUCCUUUGUGUGGGAGUAGAAAUUUCUGUGGGUAUUAAAUGUAUGCUUUAUUUUAUGAAUAAUAUAUAAAGGGUCUGAGACAUUCACAAAAUGGUUAUGGAUGUACAAUUUGGUUUGCACAAUAUCACAAAAAAAAGCUUUUGGUAGCUGGUAACUGAAUAUGGUUUGUGUCAUGAAAUUUCUUACUUGAUCAGUUUCCAUUGUAAUGAUGUUAUUUAUUAUAUAGACGGAGGCUGUAUAAGCAGUAAAUUUCUUUUGAUAUAUGAGGAAGAGUUUGAGUUCAGUGAUGCUUCUGUGUUUUUACUUCUGCCUGCAUACUAGACAGUAAUUACUGAGCAGUAAUGAGUGAUGCAGUUGUAACUGACGAGUUGUAAAAUCAUCAACUGUAUUGUGCAGGAAGAACUUGGAGACUCGCAGUACAGUAUGAUGACUGCAUGCAGCUUACAGGAUAUUUGAGAAUCAGCUUAUGCGAGGGGUUGUCAAAGUGCAGGGGUCCACCAGCUCCGGGUUUGUGGUGAACAACGCAUUCCUAGAAACCAAAGUCUAGAACAGAAGGACUUGCUAAGCCUGUUCUUGUGAUACAGUUUAAGUGAUCUUAUUUUCAUUAUUUAAAUUUUUGUUAUUACUAAUGUUGUUACUUGUACAUUUGCAUUUCCUUUGUUUUAUAAUGCACUUGUGCAACUGCUUAUUAUUAUUUUUUCAUCAUCAGUGUACAGGACAGUGCUGUGUGGUUUGGGUAUAGGUACACAAGUUUUAGCAGUAUACAAGUAAAUUUGCAUGUAAUAUUUGUAUUAAGGAAGUGGAUGUGAGUAGUAUCUAUUUUGUACACAGUAUUUAUUAUAUACAGAAAGAUUUCUGUACAAUAUUUUGGCAAUUAACAUUGGGGCAUAAUAUUUGUGUUGAUGAAGGUGCUGAAUCUAGUCUCAGUGAAAUAGUUCAUGGUCAGUCUAGUGCCUGCAUACAUGAACUGAGGAAAAUGUUUGAAUGAACCUUUGCUUCUUUAGGUGCACCCAAUGUCAUCAGUGUUCAAUGAUAUUUAGUGAACUCUGGAGCUGUACCUACAUUUUUGUACUUCUCACUUCCAGUACUAUUGCUUCAGACUCAAAUGAUAUUGAGGUACAGUUUAACUUUCCAACUGACAAUGAAUUUAAUGAUAAAGUGAUAAGGACUUAUUAUUACAUUGGUAAUUGAGUGUAACAUUCCACAAAUAAUCUACUUGAUAAUAUAAUAUUAUUAUUUUUUUUGCAUCUAAAAUAAUUUGGUAAUGAAAUGUUUAUUCAUAUGUUCCAUAUGUGGAAUAUUAGUGCACCUUAUUAUGUUUUGAUUUAGUAAUUCAGCUUAUGAGACAGAUUUCAUAAUCAGAUUGUCCUGUACUUUUAAGAUAACCUAAGCUCAGUGUUUUUGACUGCAAAUCACUGUACAUGUAUACCUAUGUAUUUACAGCUUGUUAUAGAGAAAGGCUAGCAAGACAUAUACAGUACUGUAACAGAGUUCUGCUAUUGAACUUAUACAUUAUCAACCCAUGUGACUGUUGCUGAUCUAGUGCACCAAUGAUACUCUCAUUUGGCACCCAUUUUUAACAGCCAACUAUAAACUGAAUACAGUAUUUAUUUUUUGAAAUUAUUAUUGGUUGUGUAGUUAUUUUAAGGACUACAAGAGGUUUAUCAAAAUUUGCUAACCUCAGGCUUUACAGAAAUAUAUAGUGGCAAUAUUUUUUUUACAGUGUUUACACAAUUGCUAAAAUGCUUAGCAUGGCUAUCAGUUGAGUCUUGUUCUCUUUAGUAUAGGCAGAAUGAAACCUGCCAGCUGGCAGACUAGUAUAUACAGAGCUCAGCAUGAUGCAGCAUUGUCCUUCAGGUAGGAAUUUUUCUCACCCCUUUGAUGUUUUCAUUCAUCUUAGAAACCCAACUUCCUGCUGUGGUUUUCAUUACCAAAGAAUUCACUCUAAAGUUGAAGCAUUUUUAUGUUAAGUUAACCUCUCAUUCACAGACGUUUACACGUGACAUUAAUUUCCAGGCAUGCUAGUGGCGGAAGUUAAUUAGGUUCAGUAUGGCCAAGAAAUUGGGUUUUUGUAGGAAUUGUAAUUGGUUUGAAGUUAAUUAUGUUUUAAUGGGAUCAGUUGAGGAAUUGGACAUGUCAUAUUGCUCACAUAUACUAAAGAUUUAAUUACAAUUAAGAAUCUCAUAAGUUUAGUUCACUUUGCCAUAUAAUAAUGACAGACCUGAGGUGUUAUGUCCAGGUUAGUUUGAUGCACCUUAUUCUCUCAGAAGAGUAAUAUAUUUUAUAUUAUUCAGGGUGUAACAUCAACAUUUUCCUCAAAGAUGCAUUUAUGAAUGUUAAAGAGAUUUUUUACGUUCUAUUGCCCACAGUCAGCUUUGAGUGGUAAUUACGAGUCUGAAUACUCUAAUUAUUUUCUUUUGGUGGUUCAAUGCAGCCUGUCAAGGUUUAGGGGUAAACAUAUCUGUGUACAUAUCCAAUUACUGUUUUCUCCUGACAUCCUCCUAAGGAAGAAAAGGCCUAACUAGUUUCUAACAUGAGGUGAUUUUUAUCUCUUCAAGGCCUAGAAUGUUUUUCCAACAGCAUGUUUACCCCAAAUUAUGGUAACAACAAAUGUUAAGAAAAAUUCCAUUCUCAAUAGUGUAUAUUUUUUAUGCUGAAAGACUGAGCAAAAUUUCUGUGUAGAAUAAUUUUUAAGCUCAAAGUUGUUAAGGUUAACUGAUAAUUAGCAGGAUGUCCUCAAAGGUAAUGCAUUUAUGACAUGGUUUAGGUUGCUCUAAGAGAGCAUUCAUUUUAGACCGAUAGUUGCUAUGAAUGAUCACGUGUAUGCACUCGCUGCUCUACUGUAUUUAGUUUGAUAUUUAUCUUUAUACGUACACAUGCCCAAUUAUAGUGCAGCUCACCCAUUCUCUGUUCCUGUAUAAAACUAUACUAUUAGACGAGUGUCAGUGCUGUACGGUGUGUGUUUCCUCCGAACCCGUGGUUCACUUUAUUACGCAAUGUACUGUACAGUACAGUACAGUAUUCUAUGUUUUGAAUUAUUACUUAGUGUCAUUUAUGACCAAAAGCAUUCGUUCUCUUACUACUUGGUGUUGUCACAGGUCAAUAUUUUCACAAGAAUCACAGUAGCUUCUUGUAAUGCUUGUGGAGAAUAUAUCACAUUACUUGUAGUUUUUCUUUUUGAAAAACUUUAGCUGCCAGACUUUUAUUACAUGUGAGACUUUAAGUUGACAUCCACCAUGUUGCAUUUUAGCUUUAAUGAUUCAUUUAAAUUCUGGUCUUCAGUUUAAUUAAGUAAUGACUACUAUGCUUUACAUUAAGAAGACAAAAGACACUGGUGGCAACACAGCAAUGCUAACCUACAAAGGCUCUUGUGCACCUGUCUGUUUUAUGUAUAAUUAAAUUAUUUACAGUUA
Molecule: messenger RNA, 5019 nt
Organism: Homarus americanus (American lobster)
Lineage: Eukaryota; Metazoa; Arthropoda; Malacostraca; Decapoda; Nephropidae
Gene: Paf-AHalpha
Product: platelet-activating factor acetylhydrolase IB subunit alpha2-like
Exons: 5
Coding region: 163-894 (243 amino acids)
Source: RefSeq, a predicted model, not a curated record